Podarcis muralis (Common wall lizard) is the source of this 1815-nucleotide messenger RNA. It is a transcript of the gene CRABP2, whose product is annotated as cellular retinoic acid binding protein 2. Gene Ontology annotation, molecular function: lipid binding. NCBI's taxonomy places the organism in Eukaryota, Metazoa, Chordata, Lepidosauria, Squamata, Lacertidae. The record is from RefSeq and is a predicted model, not a curated record.
UUGGGGCAGAGAGGGAGGGACCAGGCAGAGCAGAGGAGGGAGAAAAGGCUCCGAAGGGGAAGCGAGAGAGACCCAGCAGCACAGGACCCCCGUCGCUCUCUUUCAUUCGCACCAUCCCUCCAUCCCUCCAUCCUUUCUCUGCGGGAGGAAAACUCCGCGCGGGAGGGCCUCGAUCCGCAGGAGAGGCGACGCAGCAGCAGCAGCAGCAGCGCCCUUGCUUUUGGCUCCGGAGGCUGCUCGCUUCCUCCGAGGGAGCCGAGAGUCCCACCUGCGCGCCGCGCCUCCGUCUCCGCCUGCCGGCCGGUCUCCCGACGCUGCUGCCGCUCCCGUCGCCGCCGCCGGACAAACGCCCGCCCCAAAAUGCCCAACUUCUCCGGCAACUGGAAGAUGAAGAGCUCGGAGAACUUCGAGGAGCUGCUGAAGGCUCUGGGCGUCAAUGUCAUGCUCCGCAAGAUCGCUGUGGCUGCUGCCUCCAAGCCGGCCGUGGAGAUCAAGCAGGACGGGGAGUCCUUCUACAUCAAGACCUCGACCACCGUCCGCACCACCGAGAUCAGCUUCAAGAUUGGGGAAGAGUUCGAGGAGCAGACUGUGGACGGGAGACCCUGCAAGAGUUUGGCCAAGUGGGAAAGCAACAACAAGAUGGUCUGUGAGCAGCGAUUGCUGAAAGGCGACGGCCCCAAGACAGGCUGGUCCAGGGAGAUGACCAACGAUGGGGAGCUCAUUCUGACCAUGAUGGCCGACGAUGUCGUCUGCACAAGGAUUUACGUCCGGGAGUGAGCGAGGCCUGCUUGUGGGGUGGCGGUUGGAUUUGGGGAGGCAGGGGCAGCAGGGUCCAGUGGGCAGGGAUCUUCCACUCUGGGUCACGGCAGCCCCACCCCCCCAUGCCUGCUCUCCCCAUCACCCUUUCGCUCUCUGCCCAUGCUCAGAGGGUGCUACAUGCAGAAAGACUUAAGCAGAGCAGCUGGCUCUUCAUCACAUUCCCUCCGGCCUGAGAGGGGGCGGAUAAAGCAGGCUCUGUCCUUGUGAUGCCCCCCCCCGCCCCAUCAGAGCAGCCUUUCCCCCCUUCUUCAAGUCUCCUCUGGGGUCCAGCCUCCCUUUUGUCUGCUAAGGGUCCGUGACCCCCACCCCUUCCCCCCUGCCGCCCUCGGGGUUGCAGACAGAGAAUCCCCUUGUUUCAGAAUCCGGUCGUGGGAUUUGGGAUCAGGCUGGGGGGAGGUGUGUGCGUGCCAGAGUCCCCCUAGCACUGACCUCUCUUUUCCUCCCUCCUGGGGGCACAACCCAGUCUCCCCUCCACCCCUGCACCUCCCACGGAAAUCCCUGCAUUGCUGGGGGCUGGACUGGAUGACCCUCGGAGCCCCUUCCAACUCUGCUCUGCAAGGCUGCCACUUUCCUGGGCCCCCUGAGGCAACCCCUGCAUUCUGAGCCCCCUCUUGCUCAGCACCUCGGGAAAGGGAACUGAAACCAAACAGGCUGUCCAGGUUUCCAUUUCAUUUCAAGCUGAGCAUCUUGACGGCCAGGCCUGCUCUCUGGGCCACCGGAUCUCGUUAGCGUCAAAGGUGUAAUUUAGCUGAGUGUCACCCACCAAACUGAGGUGCCUUCUUACCUCUGGACCUUCUGUGUUAAUUGCUAGGAUUUUUAAAAAGUAUUUAUUUGCUACCCUUGUACUAACAAAAGAAAAAGGAUAUAACCACUUCCUCCCUCCCCCAAAACAAACCCCACCCCCCCACCUCCCUGUGUGAGCACUGGGUCUCCUGUUCAAAAGCCACCUCUUUGAUGUUUGCCUUCCUUCCUAAUAAAUGUCUCAUUAAAAAAGUG